This is a messenger RNA of Oncorhynchus keta (chum salmon), 2554 nucleotides long. It is a transcript of the gene fbxo43, whose product is annotated as F-box protein 43. NCBI's taxonomy places the organism in Eukaryota, Metazoa, Chordata, Actinopteri, Salmoniformes, Salmonidae. Gene Ontology annotation, biological process: negative regulation of meiotic nuclear division; regulation of mitotic nuclear division. Bases 219 to 2267 code for a protein of 682 amino acids. Gene Ontology annotation, cellular component: nucleus. The record is from RefSeq and is a predicted model, not a curated record. The transcript has 6 exons. Gene Ontology annotation, molecular function: protein binding.
UAGGAGGGGACGAGGAGACUGUCGUCUGUAUACGGGUACAACACCAUAUAUAUAGCUCGUUGCAAUGUCCGACAUUUUGCCUUUUGGCUAGAAGUUUAGUAAACAACACUUCGACAAAGGAUUAACUUUCUUUCUGAAACAAUAACUAGAUCAGUUUGAAACACCAGACCCGUCAGUCACCCGGUGAAAUAUUUCUGUUUCUACAUCUGAAAGGCAGUAUGGAGCACUGUCUCAGACCAGAUGGCAAUUUCCACAACCUCAAAGACCUGCAAUAUGGAGCUUGUCAUGACAGCGGCUACAGCUCUAAGAUUGAGAGCGGAGAGGAUUUUGACCUCUCAAAGUGUUGUUUAUCUUCCGACGGUUUUCACGAAACGCCUAAAGAGAACGUUUCACGGAACUUCGAACCUCUGUCACCCAGAAAGAACAGACGACAAGCGGGCGUCACAAGUCCACAGAAAGACAUCCUGAAGGAGCAGCCGCUAAAGAACGGCUGGUGUGAAACUCCUAAAGUAUCCAGGAGAGAGCCGUUGCCGAGAAGACGUCUCCUCGUGUCCAAAACCGCAGACGAUACGGAAACGCCACGUACUAAAAGGACUGACUGGUCAUCCAACGGGAGAACCGAACACGGCUCAAAUGUGGUCUUUGACUCGCCGGAUGCCUUUACUAUCGGGGCUUUGGCUUCAAGCGCUUUAAAACCAGAAGACGUGCUUCUGUCCGGCAGGAAGCUGCGCCUCCUCUUCUCUCUUGUAAAAACGUCGACACUCGAAGAUGGUAAAUGCAACAUGACCAACGUCCCUCUCUUUGAGAGAAAGGCGUCUGCUACGUCGCUCUCAGAUGUAGACCUGGAAGAGAGCGUCGGUUCCUCAGACCUCCUUACCACGGAGAUGCUGGAGACCCCACGCUAUAGCAGAUUAACGCCCUCGGCCAAAGACAACUUCCAGACUCCGGUCAACAACGACGUAGCGGCUAACCUCUCGGACAGCCUGAGUGUCCUGAGCACCCCUACUCCUAAAUACCACUUUGACACCCCUUCCUCCACCCCUACUCGUAAACUCUACGACCGCUCUAUGUCUGAGGACAGCGGCUUCAGCUCCUUGGCUCUGGAUAAAUCCCAGGAGGUAGACAAUGAUGGUUCUUUCCAGGAGCUGCUGCUGUUGUCAUCGGGUAGCUCCAGGUGCAAGGAGACCCCCAGCAGGCUGACUGAGAUGAUGAUGAUGAAGAGGAGGUCCAGACUGGAGCGCCAGCGUCGCCUCUCCACUCUCCGAGAGGGGGGUUCCCAGUCGGAGGGGGACCGGGACGUGAGGAACCUGGCAGCCCACAGAACUCAUCGCAGAGAGAAGAAGAACCUCGUAUCCCAGGACCAUCUGGAGCUCAGCUUCUUCAAGGAGGAUGACGACAGUGACGUCUUCCCGGAUGUGACACCGCCGAAAACAACAACAACAACAACCGCCGCUAAGCUAGAGGACCUGUCCUUCACACCGGCCCUGCAGAUGGUCCGAGCCCUGUCCCAGAGGACAUCCAGGAUGUUGUUGGAGCGCACCAGUCUGGAGGAACUGCUGAGGGUCUCUGAGAAGGAGGCCUCCAGGACCACCAUGCCCCUGGCUGGGCUGAUCGGCAGGAAGAUGGGCCUGGGGAAGGUAGACAUCUUUACCGAGCUGAAGAAGAAGAACCUCAGGCACAUCCUGGCUAAGAUCCUCAAUCAGCUGUCCUCUGAAGAUGUCUAUAGGGUCGGUCAGGUGUCCCGUAGCUGGGAUGAGAUCAUAGUUCAGAACAAGAUGUCCAGCCGCAGGAGGAGACACUACCUGACGGACGUCAAGGCCUCUCUGGAGCUUGGCAGUGCAGUCCAUGUCCCUGAUGCAGAGACCAGGUUGACCCUGCCGAGCCGGUCUGUCCUGAAGUCAGUCCAGGCCCAGUCCAGGACCCCCAGUACCAGCAUCCGUGGUACCCCCCAGUCAGGAACGGGCACUUCAACCCCUGUCCAGCACAACUCAGCCAGCAAACAGGACCUGUUCAUACAGGUGGCCAAAACCCUCUUCACUGACGAAUGUCUGAAGCCCUGCCCUCGGUGCCGGCACCCUGCUCGGUGUCACCCGGUGAAGAUGGAGGCCGUGUGUAGCAGCGUUGACUGUGGAUUCCGGUUCUGUACCGGCUGCCUUUGUGCCUUCCACGGAUCCAGAGAAUGUGCCAGCCUGUCGGCCAAGAGACGGAGCAAGACGGACGUUCUUCCCGGUAGCGCUCGGAGCAAACGCAAUGUCAGGAGACUGUGAAUGUGUGGGUUUUUUUUUUAAAUAGAUUUUUUUUUAUGUUUAGUUGUUUUUACUUCCUGUCCCCUCUUUUAAAAAAAACAUUUGUUUAGCUCGGAUAUGUUUUUAAUUAUGGGUCGGAGAGGAGCCGAGACAGGAGGAUCAAUCAGAGAUGAAAUGGCUGCUGAAUGCUGGGCUCCUCCAUUGACUGAAUUUUCAUGGUUUUAUAUGAAUAUUUCUGUACAUUGUCUACAUUUGCACAUUUAUUUUUAAUAAAGUUGUACUUUUUUACAUAUUUUACUUGAUGCUGU